Tachyglossus aculeatus (Australian echidna) is the source of this 2427-nucleotide messenger RNA. RefSeq names its product family with sequence similarity 189 member A1 (gene ENTREP2). The record is from RefSeq and is a predicted model, not a curated record. The coding region runs from base 42 to 2033 and encodes 663 amino acids. Gene Ontology annotation, cellular component: membrane. The transcript is spliced from 11 exons. Lineage: Eukaryota; Metazoa; Chordata; Mammalia; Monotremata; Tachyglossidae.
GGUCCCGGUCCCGGCCGCUGCUGGCCCUCGGGGCGGCGCAGAUGGGGCUGGGCUGCCUCAUCGUGGCCGUGAGCUUCGGGGCGCUGGCCCUCACCACCUCCGCGCGCGUCCGCCACUCCUGCCCCUUCUGGGCCGGAUUCUCGGUGCUGUUGUCAGGAUUGAUUGGUGUUGUUUCUUGGAAAAGACCCCUCUCGCUUGUGAUAACCUUUUUCAUGCUGCUCUCUGCAGUGUGCGUAAUGCUGAACUUGGCUGGUUCCAUUCUCUCCUGUCAGAAUGCUCAACUGGUAAACUCUCUGGAAGGAUGUCAGUUGAUUAAAUUUGACAGUGUGGAGGUGUGUGUUUGCUGUGAAAUGCAACAUCGGUCAUCAGGUUGCAGCAAUCUCGGUGAAACGCUGAAACUGAACCCACUUCAGGAGGACUGUAAUGCUGUGCGGAUUACUUUAAAGGAUCUGUUAUUCAGUGUGUGUGCUCUCAAUGUCAUCUCCACCAUUGUCUGUGCUUUGGCAACAGCAAUGUGUUGCAUGCAGAUGGUUUCUUCUGAUGUGCUCCAAAUGUUUCUCCCACAGAGAUCCCAUUCUACCAACCCAGACUGCAUGAUACCCCAUGGAGCCAUUCUCCAUCAGACUUUGGAUUUUGAUGAGUUUAUACCCCCAAUACCACCUCCACCCUACUACCCACCAGAAUAUACCUACACACCUGUCAUGGAAGCACAAAGGGGGCUCCAUUUAGACUUUCCACAUUCUCCCUUCAGUACUUUCUAUGAAGUGGCCAUCAACAGUCCUGGGAUUCUCUACCCAACUGAACUUCCUCCUCCUUACGAGACAGUGAUAGGACAGACUCCUGCAAACCAGGUAACCAGUGGGGAUCAACAAGUGACUGAGUCCAGCUUGGGGGAUCAAAAUACAACCGCUGGGUUCAGCACCCAAGUUUCUGUUGACAGUACCUCUCUACUGGUCUCUGAAGCAGCUGAUAUUCCAGAUCAUAACUACUCCUCAGAGGACCUUUGCUCUUUGGAAGUUCAAGGAUCUCUCCGUUCGGCGGACUUCUCUUCGUUCGGUUCCAAUUGCAAAGCCACUGCGGACAGUAGCAGUGGCAGCUUGGACCACAGCGUUCACUGCAACAUCCACCGGACUUAUUCGCCACGAUCUCCCAGCGAGGACAGAGGCUGUCGGUACAGACCUUCUCUGGACAGACCACAUGUCCGGGACUACGGCAGCAUCCUCCCCUACGCUGGGUCUUCAGACUGCUCUCCGGAGGAUUUCAGUCUUUCGGAACAAGAAUCCCAGGGGUCCGUUAGAGAGAACAAAUCCACACCACCCUUUAAACAGAUGAAAAUGUGCUGCGGGGUCUUUGGCCAAACUUCCGCUGCCCACUCUCAGCCCUGCCUCUGUUCAGUUCCCGCCGAUGCUUCUCCACAUCAUCGCUGUCCCGAGGAAACCAUCCUUCCACGGUACAGUAGGAAACCCCGGAUUUCAAGUAUCGUCCGAUCGACUAGUGAUCCGGUGUCAUGUUCAUCCAGCACUGAAGUUUCCAUUUCUGGCUCUUACAUGGCUGCCUCUGCUUGUCAGGACCAUUUUUUACCAACGGGAAAACAAAGAGAUACCGGGCAAGGUGACGAACAGUUAAAACCAACGGCCUUACAAAGCAUCUCAAAAGAGCGACCACAUUCAUUAGUGGACAUUAAGGCCUAUAAAGAUACAAAAGUUUUGGUGGCUAAAUUUUUGGAACAUUCAAACUGUAAUCUCCCUCCAGAAGUGCAGCAUGUGGUGAAUAGUAUACGAUCAGUAAUCAAAUCUGAUGAACGACAUAUGGAAGAAGCCAUCUUCAGUGCCAACAUUAUAGACCAGGUAAUUACAAGUUCCCAGAAAAAUGUGAUUAUCUCUAGAAAACACCUUCAAGAAGACCUGCAUCUCCAGAGCUGUGGAGCUCUGAGUUCUGCGGUUUCUCUCUUAAGGGUGGCACAAGUCAGUCCCCAUUGUGAGCGGGACAGGCUCCACAGUUUCGUCGGAGUUUGCCGGGAGACCAUCCUUUAAUAUCAAAGCUGGACCUACAGAGGACAGACUCAUCCCCGUGAGAACUACUUCCGUCUGAAUCCCAGACAGAUGUGAAUGCUGGGCUCAGAAGAUGAUGGGAAAGAGAAGCAUCUUCCUGUCAGAUUAUGUUUCCUCUUCAGCAGAAAGAGGAUAUUGAAUGAAUUUUUCUGAAUGUCAAAAGCAAAGGCUUAUUCUCAUCCUGCAAUGAAAAGCAUCUUCCCUAGUGGAAUUGACUUCUCAGAAGUGCUGGUUCAAAUGCUGCUAGGAGGCAGAGUUUCUAGAAUAUCUUCUCCAAGCCACAAGAGACCUGUUUAUACGACUCAGAAGUUAUACCUAUGUAACGUACUGUACCUCAAAGUGUUUUAACAAUGAUCAGUGGUUUAAUAAAAAGUAU